Molecule: messenger RNA, 1388 nt
Organism: Bactrocera oleae (olive fruit fly)
Lineage: Eukaryota; Metazoa; Arthropoda; Insecta; Diptera; Tephritidae
Source: RefSeq, a predicted model, not a curated record
CCAAAGUUCGGUACAGCAACUAAAAACAAUUCUCAAACAUGUCUCGUUUCUUCCAAGUCUUGCUCGUCGCCUGUUUGGCUUACGCACUCUGCGCUGCGGAAGCUCCACGUUAUCGGGUUCGCAAUGGACGCAUGCAACUCUCCAAACAACGUAGCCGUUUCUUGGCGCGUCAGGAAGUCGCUGAGGAAACAGCAGUGACACCAUACCCCUCCGCUAAGGAACUGAUUCCAGAGAUUCCAUUUGAUGAAGCCGCCGCCGCUGCUGCACCUGAAGUUCCCGUUGAACCCGAAGCACCAGCUGCACCCGAAGGCGACAUUAAUGUCUCUGUGAAUGUUGAUCUACCAGCCGCGCAGGAACCAGCUCAAGAAGAAGCUGAUGAAUCCGCUUUUGCCGAUGAUGCUGAGGAUGAACACGAACCCGAUCUCAUUUAUGGCCCACCAGAGACGGAGGAUGUACCAGUUGUCAAUGAAAUCACCCCCGUUGAUGAAAUCGAAGCCACCAUCGCUGAGGAAGAGGAAGCGCAAGCAGCAAGAGGAGAUAUUUUCUUCAAUUCAGAUUUCAUGGUAUCAGUACUUGGUAUUACUUACCUAGUAAAGUACAUACUACUAAAUAUUUUAGAAAUGACUCGUUUCCUACAAAUCCUGUUAGUGGCCUCCCUGGCUUUUGCACUCUGCGCUGCCGAAGCUCCACGUUAUCGUGUUCGCAAUGGACGCCUGCAACUCUCCAAGCAACGUAGUCGUUUCUUGGCGCGUCAAGAAGUCGCUGAGGAAGCAGCAGUGACACCUUACCCCUCCGCUAAGGAACUGAUUCCAGAGAUUCCAUUUGAUGAAGCCGCCGCCGCUGCUGCACCUGAAGUUCCCGUUGAACCCGAAGCACCAGCUGCACCCGAAGGCGACAUUAAUGUCUCAGUGAAUGUUGAUCUCCCAGCGGAACAGGAACCAGCUCAAGAAGAAACUGAUGAAUCCGCUUUCGCCGAUGAUGCUGAGGAUGAACACGAACCAGAUCUCAUCUAUGGCCCACCAGAAGCGGAGGAUGUACCAGUUGUCAAUGAAAUCACCCCCGUUGAUGAAAUCGAAGCCACCAUCGCUGAGCAAGAGGAAGCGCAAGCAGCUGCUGAGGAGGCUAUCCAAUCUGAACGUUUGACAUUCGGUCGUCGCCUCAACGCACGCAAAUCCGCUCGUCCCGCUAAAUUGCGCGCAGCCGCUCGUGCUCGUGUCAACUCCGUUAAAUCUGCCAGAAUUGUAAAGGCUAAGGUUGCAACAAAAGCACGCUCAGCUCGUCUGCAACAAUUGCCACAACAACAACAGUUCUUUGUUCCUAAACAACUUGCAGCUCAACAACAACGUCCCAUUUUCUACUACACCGCUGGUCAAUUGCAACAGUGGUAA